CUCCUACUGACUGACUCCUCACGCCCUUCUACUCAUUCUCAUUCUCUUCUGCUUACUGACUGCUCAUUGUUUUCUACUGACUGACUGCUCUCUCCUAUUUACUGACUGCUCGCGCCCGUCGCCUUAGUGAGUGCUCACGCUCUUCAGCGGAAUCCUUGUGGAUGACUCGAAUUACCGCAAGUGGAGGACAAGAGCAGCUCGUUUUCCACAGGGAGGUUCAGACUUGUGGAUGCGCACGGCGUCCCCGUGUCCACUGCCUCGUGCGAGACCCGGAGGUCAGCGCUGUCCCUCCUUUGUUCAUUUUUUUUUUUUCUUAUUUAACAAACAGUGAACGGUUCAAACAGCUGGAAUUUGGACAUGAAAAAAAAUUCUAAAGCGCAGAAUCCAUCACAACCUCUCCCGGCGGCUGACCACCUGCUGCCAGGUUCUCGGACACACGACCUGUCGCAACAAGGACAAAGCCUGCAUAUACAUGGAUGCUCUACUAUUUGGAUGUUAAUAAUUGUAGAAUUAUUCGUGGACUGAUGCAUGUGCGCGUCUUGAGGACAUUGCGCAAUUGCCCGUUAAAGGAAAUGCAUUGGUCGUGAGGGAGAUAAAGGCACAUGAUGUCAACACUCCUUUCCUAUGGCAAGUGUAGACAAUAAAGGAAACAGAGGAGAGUGCGUUCACUGCAUGGAGGUUUGGAGUCGACUCCAGAUGCAAGCAGUUCUGGUUUGGCUGUCUGUUGCGCUGAUGCGCACCGGGGCAGCCUCCAGGUGUGCGGGUCAUGCCUGCAGUCCGCCCCUCGGGAACCUGGCCAGCGGCCGGACUCUGACCACCCUCACAGGCUGCUACGGAGACGCCCGCCCCCUGCUGCGGCCAUGCCCCUCCCGCCACCAAGGGGCCCUCGAGAGCCCAAGGCCCUGCCCCGAAGACCCCCAUCCCCCCGCGCACAUGACCGACGACCCCUUCUCCCACCCCGGUACCUGGUGGGCAUCGGGCGCAGCCCGUCCCCAAACUGAGCGGGAUGAGAUCCGCUUGGAUCUAGAGACCCGCUUCUGUCUGUCCCAUGUGUUCCUACGGUUCCACUCGCCGCGGCCCAGGGCCAUGGCUGUGGAGCGCUCGGGGGACUUUGGACGAACCUGGGAGACCCUCAAACUGUUUGCCCACAACUGCAGCCUGGAGUUUGGUCUCCUGGACGAUGUCACCGAGCCCGGCGCCCCUUGUACUUCCCGCUACAGCAAAGCUACACCCUGCACUGGCGGGGAGGUGAUAGUGCGGACCUUGAGCUCCAGCAGCAUCAGGGCGACCGACCCCUACAGCCCAGAGACCCUCGCCCGGCUCAGUGUCACCAACCUCCGCGUCAGACUCCUCAAGGCUCAGGGCUGCCCCGCCCAUCUGGACCCCCCAGAGGAGGGGGGGAGGCCGUCCAACUCAACCCGAGUUCCCACGGCGACGCAGGAUCCCGUCUCGGCACCCUACUACUCCAUCUACACCCUGCUGGCCAGAGGAACCUGCCUGUGCCACGGCCACGGGGAGCACUGUGUGUCCCACAACGUCAGCCAGGCCCUGCCACGGGACAGCAACUGGGUGGCCGGGAGGUGUGUGUGCAGUCACCACACCGCGGGGGACCACUGUGAGAGGUGCUCCCCGCUCUACAACGAUCGUCCUUGGAGACCGGCCAAUGGCAGCAGCGGAGCGCCCAACGGCUGUCAGAAGUGUGAGUGCCACGGCCAUGCGGACAGCUGCCAUCUCUCCCAACGGACGUGGCUGUCCUCCGAAGGCACCAGUGGGGGCGUGUGCGACGACUGCCGUCACAACACCGUGGGGCGCCGGUGUCAGCGCUGUCGUCGCGGUUACCACCGCCAACCCUCCCUGCCCCUGAACUCACCCCACACCUGCAUACGGUGCCGGUGUGACCCUCUGGGCUCUCUGUCGCUGCAGCACAGAGAGGAGGGGCCCUGGUGCAACCCUAGAAGUGGUCAGUGUACCUGUAAAGCUGGGGUGGGAGGUGUGAGAUGCAGCCAGUGCAUGCCUGGACACUGGGGCCUCGGUGCGAAGGGCUGUCAGCCCUGUGUCUGCCCCCAGGCCUGCGACCCCAAGACCGGCCAGUGCCUAGACAGGAGCUACGCAGACAAUCAGAUUGUCCACGUACCCAUUGGGGGAAGAAUCCCUGAUGGGGAGCCUAUGUUCACCCAUGAAGGGGAGGCGGUGUGGCCCAAGGACCUGGCCGUCUCCGCCCUGCGCUCCACAGGAAAGUGUGCCUGUAAGGAGAGGAAGCUGAGGAGUCUGUCUGACCUCUGUAAAGCCAAACACGACUAUGUGAUCAGGAUCAGUGUGCUGUCCGCCCAUGACAAGGGCAGCCAUGCAGAGGUGCAGGUCAAGGUUCGCAAGGUCCUGCGUUCUGGACAGGUGCCCCUGUCUCUGGGGACCCUCAGUGUCUACCCUCUCACCUGGACCAGUCGCGGCUGCACCUGUCCCAUCCUCAACCCAGGUAUGGAUUAUCUUCUGGCUGGCCCAGAGGAUCCCGAGACUGGCCGAUUACUAGUCACUUUGCAGAGUGUGGUGGCACUCUGGACACCCAGACUAGGCUUGAACCUAUCAAAGGGCCUCAGGCAUGAAUGUCCAUGAGCCACAAUCCUAAACCAUAAACAAAGAUGAUGGUUGUCAACGUGGUCAUACGGAAUCAGUGGACAAUACAGGGAUGCAAAAACAAGUAGGCGCUCGUUUGGAUCUACUUCCACCUUCAGUUGCCAGUACUGGGUGUAUCCCUGAAAGCCCUGCCUAGUACCAGGCUGUGUGCAGUGAGAAUGUGUAACUCUCCUAAUGUAUCUCUAAGUAAAGCAUGGUAUUAACACAGGGCAGGGGAGGAAGAGAUCCGACAGGCUUUGGAGUGUGAUACAGUAGCCGGCUGGGUGUCUGCCUGCUGCAGGCUUUAUAUGAGGGCGAGCAGAAACCUCUUAUAUUAAAGGGUGGAUGCAGAAAACUUUUCUGACGUAGUUACAUUUGGAUUUAAAAUAACUAAUAAACAGUUUCUAUGUU
Molecule: messenger RNA, 3021 nt
Organism: Gadus morhua (Atlantic cod)
Lineage: Eukaryota; Metazoa; Chordata; Actinopteri; Gadiformes; Gadidae
Product: netrin-4
Exons: 10
Coding region: 625-2610 (661 amino acids)
Biological process (GO): axon guidance; animal organ morphogenesis; tissue development
Cellular component (GO): laminin trimer
Molecular function (GO): protein binding
Source: RefSeq, a predicted model, not a curated record